Messenger RNA from Funneliformis mosseae, 927 nucleotides. NCBI's taxonomy places the organism in Eukaryota, Fungi, Glomeromycota, Glomeromycetes, Glomerales, Glomeraceae. The record is from the annotation of a GenBank genome assembly.
AUGACCACCGCACAGUCUGCACAAUUAUUGGCUUUUUAUCAUGUCACUGCGAUUGAAGAUUGGACGUGCUAUAAUGUAACAAAUUAUUAUAAUGCGAAAAUGGAGCAAAAAGAAAGAAAGAAAAUACUAGACCGUAUAAAGAAAGACCUUCAGACGGUGGAAGAAUCUAAUUUAUUUGACAUGUUGAGAAAGAGAAAAGCUCGAGAAAUCCUCGAUGACUGGAAGCGCAAGCUGGACUAUUCGUCUGCAGUGUUCGACGCUUGGUGCAAGCUGUUUAGAUUAAAUUGGGUUUCAUCGAGGAGUUUAGAAAAUGGUUCGGAUAAUGCAUUUGUGAAUGUUGGGCAUUUGCAUGUAAAUCAACUAAAUCAACUUGCAACUGGAAGUUGCGCGACAUUGCAUGACAACCGUUGUAUGAAGCAUCAUCGAGAUUCGAAUAAUGAAGAGGAAAUACCAAGUACUGAAGAAGUUACGGCUCCAUCAAAAAAGAUCAAAACUACUAUUGAAGAUGGCGAGAGACGAACUCCAUCAGAACGAAUCGUAGAAGAUAAACCAUCGGGCUCAGCUGAGGACGUCUCUCCCGAUGUAUCAACUGAGGCCUUUCCAGUAAUAUUUUUUUCGUUUCGUUUGUCGUAUGAUAUGCACAAGCUCGUUUCUAAUCUGUAUUGGGAUACUGCAUUUCUGCAGGAUAAGAUAGACGCUUUCUUCCAAAGUCCUCCUGAUGUUGUUAAAGAUGUCAAAGCAAAGUCCAGAAAGCAUAGGUCAAUGAAAGAUACCAGAAGCAAAAUUUCAACCAAGGGUGUUAAACGAAAUAAAUCAAGAAACCAGAACAUUGUUGUUGACGCUAGCCAAUCAACCAGUGAUGAAUUUGAAAAUAUUGAUAAGCCUAUCGACAAUCCGGUAAAAAUUAAGGAAAAGAUUAUUUUAUGA